AUGAGCAAGAGAAGAAGGUCAGAAGAGCUACUACCAAGUACCACAUCUGCUACCGUACCAACAAUAGUAUGCACACUAGGGUAUUGUGUUCAAGCACCACCUGAAUUCUCGAGUUACCCCGAAUAUGAAUUGCACGUCCAAACCCACCAUACACAUAUAUGUCAUGCCUGUAAGAAGAGGUUCCCAUCGGCUCCAAUACUAUCGAUGCACAUAGAAGAGAAACACGACCCGUUCUUUGUAAUAAAAAGAGAUCAAGGUCUUAAAGUGUACAAAUGUUUCAAGUCCUACAAUGAAAUUAAUCCCUGUCAUAAAGUGUGCUCAGAUAGAAAGAAGAGAAGACUCCAUAUGAUCGACAAGCAUGGGUAUCCCAGAGACUAUAACUUUAGUAUUAUUGAUCGUGGACUAUGA
Molecule: messenger RNA, 408 nt
Organism: Yamadazyma tenuis ATCC 10573
Lineage: Eukaryota; Fungi; Ascomycota; Pichiomycetes; Serinales; Debaryomycetaceae
Source: RefSeq, a predicted model, not a curated record